AUGCAUUUUUUCUCUCUAAGGAUUUUCUAGAAAUCCCCAGUUUAAGUACUCAGUUUAGGUGGGUGUCUCUGUUUAGAUUCACAUCUUUGCCUUCCACUAGUAAAAAUUUUUCACAUGACCCAUGAUAAAGAGUGGAAUUCUAUUUUAAGUACACAUACAGCAAAGAAGUUCUUAUGGCAGGACAUGCUACAGCAGUAAGAUUACGGCAGUUUGUAGAUCCAGCCCCAGAAAUCCCUCCAGGAAUUAUCCAUCAUCAAGGAAAGGAUGUUCUUGGUUACUAUCCAGGGCAGCUGGCACGUCUUCAUAUUGCAUAUGCUCCUGAAGGGAAGCCAAGAUAUUUUACAAAGCUGCAGCCAAUUCCAGUAAAAGAUGAACUUGCACCUCACCAUACAUUUGACAAUUUAAUUCUGAAGCAGUAUAUCUACUACCAAAAGACAAAGAAGAGAGUCCUUGACUGGUACACACAAACCACAUACAGAGAAGCAUUCACAUUACCAUUUUACAAGUCUGACAGUUCUAAGAAUGGCUAUCACCCAAGAACUGAGGCUGAAUCACUGUCAGUUUGGAAAAGUAUUUCGACCAAGAGGCACAAUUUUAAACCUUCAUUUAUGGGAGUCUGAUCAGUUCUUUCACCUGGAUUAAAAAUAACAAACAACAGCACGGAAGAACCUUUCAAUACUGCUUCUGUCAAAAAGAGAAAGGAUUGCUACUAAUAAUAUAAGGAUGA
Molecule: messenger RNA, 727 nt
Organism: Pogona vitticeps (central bearded dragon)
Lineage: Eukaryota; Metazoa; Chordata; Lepidosauria; Squamata; Agamidae
Source: RefSeq, a predicted model, not a curated record